This is a messenger RNA of Anguilla rostrata (American eel), 1530 nucleotides long. It is a transcript of the gene gatd3l, whose product is annotated as glutamine amidotransferase class 1 domain containing 3, like. Lineage: Eukaryota; Metazoa; Chordata; Actinopteri; Anguilliformes; Anguillidae. Bases 94 to 909 code for a protein of 271 amino acids. Gene Ontology annotation, cellular component: mitochondrion. The transcript is spliced from 6 exons. The record is from RefSeq and is a predicted model, not a curated record.
UUCUGCAAAACAUCUACUGGUAAGCCAGACGAAACAGACAAGUUUUGAUGACCAUUUUUGAUCCAAUAUACAUGUGCAUUGGGGAAACUUGACAUGUUGGCAUCAAGAGCUUUGCUAGCGAAGCGGGUGGCGUCUGUCCUGAUCCACCAGCCUGCCUGCCUGGCACACCAUGGUGGGGACUGGGGCAACUGGGGUAAUACCAACAUCGCAGUGGUGCUCUCAGGGUGUGGUUGGUGGGAUGGCACUGACAUCCAUGAGGCUGCAUUCACGAUGUAUCACUUGAGCCGCAAUGGCGCACAGUUUCAGAUUUUCGCCCCAAACCAACAACAAAUGCAGGUGAUGGAUCACAUGAAGCAGCAGCCUGCUGGGGAGAACAGAAACAUGAUGGUGGAGGCUGCUCGUUUCAGCCACGGCCAGGGAAGGAUGCAAAUGCAAGACCUGUCCAGGCUGGACGUCAACAGCUUUGAUGCCGUCAUCUUUCCUGGGGGACAUGGAGUGACCAAAAACCUGUCCACCUUCAACAAGGAUGGUAAGGACUGCAAGCUGAACAAUGACGUGGAGAGAAUCCUGAAGGAGUUCCACCGAUCCCACAAGCCCAUUGGCCUAGCUAGCAUGGCCCCCUUGCUGGCUUGCCGUGUUCUGCCCAGCCUGGAGGUUACCAUGGGCUACGAGCGGGACGAGAACAGCCGUUGGGGCCGCUGGCCAAACACCAACAUGGUGCAGGCCGUCAAGAGCAUGGGUGCCCGCCACAACAUCCGUGAGCCUUACAUAUCCUUACAAAAAGGUGCCCCAACACACACCAGCUUCUCUAGUAAAACACAACAACUGAAACACACUCUGAGAAAUAAAGGAACAGUGGAGGUACAAUUUUCCAAAUGCACCCUGAAAGUACAACACUGUUCUAUUUGAGUACCAAGUUGUUUACAAGCAAAAGAGGUACAAAUAUAUUGCUGGCUAGGACUACAGUUUUAUGCACCUAUUGGGUACCACCCCAGUGACAAGCGUUUGUACCUUUAUAGGCACUUUUUAAUACCUAAUUUUCUGAGAGUGCACCGUAUACAGUUUUUACCUCUUACUGUACGUUUAGACAUACAUAUAGAUGACUAAGCACAAAACAGCAGUGAAUACAGGUAAAGGUGGAUAUUCAUUUACAUACUUGUGUGACAUGUUUACUCGCUUCACUUCAGCUCACUUUCAGGUAUAAAAAUCUAUGAGCAUUUAAUGUAUCUUCCUUAACUCCCUGCUUCACGAAGCUUAUGUGGAUGAGAAGAACAAGGUCAUCAGCACCCCCACUUUCAUGUGGGAGACAGACUACCACUACCACUACAUCUUCGAUGGCAUUGGCAACAUGGUCAAGCAUGUCAUGCGUAUGGUUGCCAAGUGAACCCAUGCACCAGAGGUCAGGCUGUGAAGCAUGGUCAUUUUGAGGGGAGAGGAGCUCUUACAUUAGUUUCCUUUUGAAUGUCUAAAAGGGGAAACCUAAUGCUUAACCUGAAUAAACAGGCAGAUACAAAUAAACUUAAGAAAGCA